AUGAAAGAUCCGAUACCGAGGGUCAACCUAUCCACAGGAUCUGAAUUUGUCCUUGUAGGCCUCUCUGAUGCUCCUGAAGUCCGUUUUCUUCUCUUUCUGCUGUUUUUGAUCAUUUAUCUGGCCUCCCUGGCAGGGAACAUCACAAUCCUGGUUGCCAUUAGCACAGACGCUCGUCUGCACAACCCCAUGUACUUCUUCCUUGGCAACUUAUCCUUGCUGGAUAUUUUAUGUCCCACCAUCACUGUGCCAAAGAUGCUGGAGGCCUUGUUGCUGGAGAACAAGGUGAUCUCCUUCCCUGGCUGCAUGUUCCAGCUGUUCUUCCUCAUUGAUGUUGUAGGCACAGAGAUUUUUCUCCUGGCUCUGAUGGCUUAUGACCGUUAUGUCGCGAUAUGUCACCCCCUGCAGUACAUGAACGUUGUGAGCCUGAAGCUGUGUGCUCACCUGGCCAUUGGCACCUGGGUAGCAGGGUUUUUGAAUUCCCUCUUGCACACAACUUUGAUUUUUACCCUCUCUUUCUGUGGUUCUCAUGAAGUCGACCAGUAUUACUGUGACAUUCCCCCGCUGCUGGCCCUCUCCUGCUCGCCUACUUACAGCAGGGAACUGGUCAUUCUCACAGUUGCUGGGGUCCUGGGAAGUGGUGCCUUUGUGGCCACUCUCAUCUCCUACAUCUAUAUCCUCCUGGCUAUCCUGCAGAUGAAGUCUCCUGAGAGCAGGCACAAGGCCUUCUCCACGUGUGGCUCCCACUUGACAGUCGUGUGCCUCUUCUAUGGGACCACCAUCUGCACGUAUGUGCGACCCUCCUCCACCUACUCACCUACUCAGGAUAGGAUUGUUUCCAUGCUCUAUGGGAUCCUCACUCCCCUGCUAAACCCCCUCAUCUACAGCCUGAGGAACAAAGAAGUCAAAUGUGCCCUAAGCAGAGUGAUCAGCCGGGUAAGAACUGCUUUAAUGAGACAAUAA
Apus apus (common swift) is the source of this 960-nucleotide messenger RNA. RefSeq names its product olfactory receptor 5V1-like. The record is from RefSeq and is a predicted model, not a curated record. Bases 1 to 960 code for a protein of 319 amino acids. Gene Ontology annotation, biological process: G protein-coupled receptor signaling pathway. Gene Ontology annotation, cellular component: membrane. Lineage: Eukaryota; Metazoa; Chordata; Aves; Apodiformes; Apodidae. The transcript has a single exon. Gene Ontology annotation, molecular function: G protein-coupled receptor activity; olfactory receptor activity.